AUGUAUUCGAAAGUUCUUUGUAGUUUGGGUCCCUCCAAAAUUUUAAGUAUAAUCAGGGGUGGUGGCUGUGGUACAACCACUUUUCAAUCAUUCUGCCCCUCGGCACUCCAAGCACAUCGUAAACAUUAUCAUGUAUCGAGAAGGCGCCUCAGCUGGAAACUCAGCAUGAUGCAGUUGCUCAGUAGUCUGCGGCAUCGUUAUUGCCUAUGGCGUCUUCGGCGCCUUUUGGGCAUGGGCUUCGACGAAGGUGGAUUCCAGGAGGGCACCCGACAGGCGGCGGCCACCAUGAUCGAGGCAGUGCGCCAAGCUGACUGGCCCUGCAUCCAGAGUUGCUGUACGAAGCGAGGAUCGGCAGACAUUUACGGGUUGUCCCAGGUUCGCUAUCCCUAUAGCAAAUUAGUGCGGUUUCAAAGGGAUCACCUGAGGCAUUGUGUGCCCGUGAGAGUAGUUCGUCGCUGGAUCGAUGGUCGUCGAUGUGUCCUGGUAGACAUGCUCUUUGUUGGCCUGCGCAAUCUUCUGGAUUUGGGUACUGCCCAGGAAAAGGAACAAAUGAUUCAACGUAUUCAGAGUGCUCUGGCAGACUCGCAGAUCAACGAACAGUUGGAUGCGAAAAAUUGCCGUUUGGCCAUAGCUGAAUUAGUGCUCACCUUCUGCAAGGAAUUGGGGGAUUCCCAAAAGGAUCCCGAGGAUUUAAGUAUUUUAAACGAGGAAGCAAGGGAUGGCUGGCUAGUUGAUUCCUAUAAAGUCAACCGCUUCAAACUGAUUAGCUUUAGUCCCAACACUCUCAACUUUCGCGUAAUUGAAUUCCUGAAACCGGUUCGGCUAAAGUCUGAAGCCUGAAGUGUCUCUGUUUUGGAGGUGAUGUUAUUGAGCACUUGCCGUCACGUGCCGAUUACUAGGUCAACGAUCGCUUUAAACCGAAUUAGCAUUAUUUUCAACCGAGUUUGCCAGCAAUCAUCGCGCGUCUCCAGCCUGAAGCUAACUGAUCGGUUGUUAGACUAACAUUGAUGUAUUUAUGGCAUUACCUGGAGAGGUGUGUAAGCAAGUUACCGAUCACUGUGAUAAAAGGGUUUUUGUAUGUGUAAUUUGGAAGCUAUAUUAACUCAUUUGUAGUUCAUUUUAAAUCUAAAGUGCCAAUUCGUUAAAAAAAUAAAGCAGUCUAUAUAUUUUUCUAUCAAUUUAAAA
Messenger RNA from Drosophila eugracilis, 1185 nucleotides. RefSeq lists its product as uncharacterized. The transcript has a single exon. Gene Ontology annotation, biological process: protein insertion into mitochondrial inner membrane from matrix; inner mitochondrial membrane organization. The record is from RefSeq and is a predicted model, not a curated record. Gene Ontology annotation, molecular function: ribosome binding. NCBI's taxonomy places the organism in Eukaryota, Metazoa, Arthropoda, Insecta, Diptera, Drosophilidae. The coding region runs from base 1 to 840 and encodes 279 amino acids. Gene Ontology annotation, cellular component: mitochondrial inner membrane.